Molecule: messenger RNA, 963 nt
Organism: Hydatigera taeniaeformis
Lineage: Eukaryota; Metazoa; Platyhelminthes; Cestoda; Cyclophyllidea; Taeniidae
Source: the annotation of a GenBank genome assembly
AUGUUAGUUGGGCUCAAUGUUGCGAUCAGUGAUUUGGGUAGUGAAAUAUUUUCUACCAUUUACGGUGUGAAGGCCACAUUUACUACCAGACGCUGCGUUUUGCUGGUUAUCAUAGCUCUCAUAACUCCCUUUUGCUUUUUACAGCGUAUCGACUUUCUUAGUGCUACCAGUUUAGUAGCAGUGAUUAUUUAUAUUAUCUUCCUUUCUAACUUGUUGAUAGUCUAUCUGCUUCCUCGAAUCUUCUCAGUUUACUUCUCUCUGAAGUAUUUCCGUUUGUGGCGACCAGAAGGUUUGGUGCGCUGUGCCCCAAUUAUCGCAAGUUCUCUCUGUUGUCAGGUCCAAGUGAGUACAAUCUACUCGAGUUUAAAUAACCCUCCACUAUCUACCAUGCGAAAAGUCCUGAUCUGCGCUCUCUCCUUCAUUUUCAUUUGCUAUUCUGGUGCUGGUCUGAUGGGUUACAUGGCCUUCUACCACGGUUUAAACGAGUCGUUACCUGGUGACAUGUUGGCCAGUUACCCCGAAGACCAUCGAGCAGUUCAUAUUCGUUUGGGCUUCCUCUACACAGUUGCUGCCUCUCUUCCUCUCCUCCUCUUUCCUUUGCGCACCGCCUUGCACAGUCUGCUAUUCGAAGAAGCUGUGGUGGAAGAAGGUCCUCUCUAUGUGGACGCUCCACUGACUAUUCCAAAUUUGCGAUUCCACUGGCUAACUGGUGCUGUCAUAUUCCUGUCUGUCGUCGCUAGUCAAGCCACCGACAAGGUGGAGGUUAUACUGACCAACACGGGCGGAUUUGCAGGCGGAGCAAGCUGUUACCUCCUACCUGCCGUCAUUGGGGCACGCGCUGUUGGUGGCAGUGGAGGUGGUCGAGGGAAUCGAUCGACGAAGCUCAUAAUCUGCUUUCUUAGCUUCCUUGGCGCCUUGAUUUUCUCGAGUCCAUUUCUAACUUUUCUCGGAGUGGAUACUUGA